CCUCCUGGCCAGGUUUAUGGCAAGUGGCCAGGCUGGAGCCCACAGGCCCUGGGGGUGUGGAGCCUCCUGGGGACAGAACCAUCGCCCACUCCGCCCCCCACGGAGCCCAGAACCACCUGUACUCCAACCCUCCGCCCAGGGGUUCCAAAUCUCAGACACCGUGUCCCCCCUCUUCUGCAGGUCAGCCUUUCCGUGCGGUUCUUCCAGGAGACCCCUGCUGGUCCACCUGCCCCUGUUCCAGGAUCUCCAUGCAACUCCUGAGGUUGGCAGAGAACGGGGGACACCAUCCUGCGGCCCUCUCUUCGAUGACAGGCCAGGCCAGGCGCUGCCCGCUUCCUGCCCCGUGACUCAGCACCCUCGCCCAGCACAACACGACUUUUGCCCCCUGCGCGCUGUGCUGACCUCCUGCUCGGAUCCGUCCAGGCUCUCCCGCCACAGCUGCCCGGGCUGUGGGGAGCCGGAGCCCCCGGGGGCCAGGGUCAGCACUCUGGCAAGAUGGGCGCGCUGGGCCGUCCCCGGGUCAUCCUACUCACCCACCUGCUGGUUGCCCUGGAGCUCACCUGCCUCUUCAUGCGGUUCUCCAUCAUGCCGGGCUACCUCUCCCGCUCCCGACCGACUGCACACCCCGGACUCCCUGACCCUUCCCGUGGGCCCCUCCUGUUUGCAGUACCUGACCCGGCGGCUGGGCCUGGAUUCUGUGGCCUUCGGCUACCUGCAGACGGCCUUCGGCGUGCUUCAGCUGCUGGGCGGGCCGGUGUUUGGCAGGUUCGCCGACCAGCGCGGGGCGCGGGCCGCGUUCACGCUCAGCUUCCUGGCGUCCUCCGCCUUCUACCUGAUCCUGGCGGCCGCCUGCAGCCCGGCCCUGCCCGGCGUGGCCUUGCUCUAUGUCUCGCCCUUGCCCGCGGCACUCAUGCACGCGCUGCCAGCCGCUCAGAUGGUCAUCACCGACCUGUCUGCGCCCGAGGAGCGGCAGGCGGCCCUGGGCCGGCUGGGCCUGUGCUUCGGGGUUGGCAUGAUCUUCGGCUCGCUGCUCGGCGGGACCCUGAGCGCCACGUGCGGGCUUCGAUGUCCAGCCUCCGUGGCUCUUGUAGCCAACCUCGUGGCAGCCGUCCUCAGCUUCACCUGCAUCCCCAUCAGCACUAAAAGGGUUGGCACCCAUGCCCAGGCUGCCCCUCCAGGCAGAGCCCAGGCCAGCGUGUUCGACCUGAAGGCCAUCAGCCGCCUGCUGCUGAGGCCCGGCAUCCUGCCCGUGUUCCUCGUCAAGGUGGUGUCCGGCUUCCCCUCUGGACUCUUCAUGGUCAUGUUCUCCAUCAUUUCCAUGGACUUCUUCCAGCUGGACGCUGCCCAGGCUGGCUACCUCAUGUCCUUCUUCGGGGUUCUCCAGAUGGUCAUUCAGGGCCUGGUCAUCGGCUGGCUGAGCAGCCACUUCUCGGAGAGGGCCCUGCUCCGGACCAGCGUGCUGGGCUUCAUCGUGGUGGGACUGGCCAUGGCCCUGAUGUCCAGUGUCUUCCACUUCUGCCUCCUGAUGCCGGGCCUGGUCUUCAGUCUGUGUGCCCUCAACGUGGUCACCGACAGCAUGCUGACCAAGGCUGUCUCGGCCUCAGACACGGGCACCAUGCUGGGCCUCUGCGCCUCCGUGCAGCCCUUGACUCGCACCCUGGGGCCCACGGUGGGCGGCCUCCUGUACCGCAGCUUCGGGGUCCCUGUCUUUGGCCACGUGCAGUUUGCCACCAACGUCCUUGUCCUCCUGGCGCUCUGGAGACAGCCUCUGGCCCAGAAGCCGGACAAAGUCUGGUGACCACGGUCCCAGGGCACAGACCAACAAUAAAUUCCUCCA
Molecule: messenger RNA, 1837 nt
Organism: Zalophus californianus (California sea lion)
Lineage: Eukaryota; Metazoa; Chordata; Mammalia; Carnivora; Otariidae
Gene: SLC67A1
Product: solute carrier family 22 member 18
Exons: 11
Coding region: 17-1798 (593 amino acids)
Biological process (GO): transmembrane transport
Molecular function (GO): transmembrane transporter activity
Source: RefSeq, a predicted model, not a curated record